ACUGCUACAACUAAAACCGCGAGAGGCUCCGAGCGACGAUGGAGAUCUGCGCCGGUCACAAAUCGGAGAUGCUGUGUCCUAUCUCCGACCACAUGGAGUUGGAAAAGUCUGAAGUGACCUCCUUCACCGAGUCAUUCUCCAAAUACCACAUACCAAAGUUGAAAGAUGCUUGGCCACAGGUGGAAUCGGCUUUACAAGAGCAUGGAAUUUCUUACACACUCAAUCUGGCUGAGCUUUACAUGACUGUCUCAACCACCCCAAGGACCGAAGAUCCAGACAUCAUUCACAGGGCUAGGGAGAUUAUUGUGCUUCUGUCCAAAACUAUUGUUCCGACAUAUGUGGUAAUUAAUAUACUGAAUGGCUAUAUGCAUCAUGACCACAUCAAAACUGGGUAUCAAGAAGGUGGGCUUGCCGCAAUACAUGGGAUCAAGAAGGAGCGAUUUGCUAAACAGAGGACCAGAUUCUUGGAAAACCUAAAGGACCUUGCAUGCCUGAUGAGUUGUCAUCUGUAUGUUAACGGAAACACUGUGACUGCCGCGGGAACUUCACUUGAGCAUGUAAAGGUGGUCAGAAUGGUCGUUGAAAGGUGUUAUGUUGAAAAUGUGAAUCCUGCAACUAUUGUCAGUCGCUUAAACGUGAGGAAAGAUAUGCUUAAUGUGGAGAGAAGGCUUCAAGCUUUGUUGAUGUGAAUUGUUGUUAUUUACGGGAUUGUUAUAAAAGAUUAGCCUAAUUAGUCAAAGUUAGUUUAAACUAACAAUAAGAUCGAACAUAUAAAUAUUAGCAGCGGCCAUGUUGCUGGAUUGAUUGAUGUAAUGUAGUGGAUUGCAAUGCAUGUGGAAGGGUUGUUA
Rosa rugosa (rugosa rose) is the source of this 848-nucleotide messenger RNA. RefSeq lists its product as uncharacterized. NCBI's taxonomy places the organism in Eukaryota, Viridiplantae, Streptophyta, Magnoliopsida, Rosales, Rosaceae. Gene Ontology annotation, cellular component: small-subunit processome; nucleolus. The record is from RefSeq and is a predicted model, not a curated record. The coding region runs from base 39 to 689 and encodes 216 amino acids. The transcript has 7 exons. Gene Ontology annotation, molecular function: RNA binding.